UGUGAUUGUACUUGUCUCUCCUGGCCCUCCGGAUCACCAUGGAGGGGACUGCUCUCUACCUUGUGGCUGCCCUUCUGGUUUGUUUCCCGACUUCUUCCCACAGCCAGCUCUACACCCUCAUCACACCUAACGUCCUGCGGGUAGAGACUGAAGAGCAAGUUGUAGUGGAGGCUCAUGGGCUCAACACUGCAACAGAGGUCACCGUCUCUGUCCAUGACUUCCCACAGAAGAAGAACAUCUUGUACAUGGUCAAAGCUCCCUUGAACCCAGAAAAUGGCAUGCUGGCCUCCCCUGCCAUAAGGGUUCCUGUAAAAGAUUUAAAGAAGGAUUCCAAGCAACGCCAGUACGUGAUUAUCCAGGCCACCUGUCCUCAAUUCACCCUGGAGAAGGUGGUUCUGGUCUCCUUCCAGAGUGGAUAUAUUUUCAUCCAAACAGAUAAAACCAUCUACACACCUGGAUCUCCAGUGCGCUAUCGUGUCUUUUCUGUGGGUCACAGCCUAGAGCUUUUGGAUAAAACAGUGAUUGUUGAGUUUCAGACACCAGAGGGCAUUGUUGUCAACCAGAAUCCCAUCAAGCCUACUUCAACAAACAUCCGGCCUUAUAACUUACCUCAGAUUGUCAGUUUGGGGACUUGGAAGGCUGUGGCCAAGUAUGAAGACUCUCCACAGGAGAUGUUCAGCACACAAUUUGAUGUCAAAGAAUAUGUGCUGCCAAGCUUUGAAGUCAUAGUGAACCCAUUAGAAGCAUUUUUAUACAUUGAUGAUGAGAAGGAUUUCAAAGUGUCUAUCACUGCAAGCUUCCUCUAUGGAAAGAAAGUAGAUGGUGUGGCCUUUGUCCUGUUUGGAGUGAAAAUAGAUGAUGAGAAAAAGAGUAUUCCAGAAUCACUCAGGAGAAUUCCGAUAAAUGAAGGCGAUGGUGAAGCAGUGCUAACAAAAGCCAUGCUGCGGUCCAAAUUCCGGAACCUCAAUGAGCUCGUGGGGCAUGCGCUCUAUGUCUCUGUAACAGCGAUGACCGAUUCAGGGAGUGAUAUGGUGGUGACUGAGCGAACCGGCAUUAACAUUGUGAAAUCUCCCUAUCAGAUCCACUUCACAAAAACCCCCAAGCACUUCAAGCCAGGGAUGCCUUACGAACUGAUGGUGUAUGUCACUAACCCUGAUGGCAGUCCAGCUGACCGUAUCCCUGUGAUAUCAGAGCCCAUUCAGGCUGAAUCGACUACCCAGAAUGACGGGACUGCCAAGCUGAUCCUGAACACACCAGCAAAUAGCCAAGAGCUAAGAAUCACUGUAAAAACCAACCAUGGGAGACUCCCAAAUGACCGCCAGGCAACCAAGAGCAUGGUGGCUACUGCCUACCAAACUCAGGGAAACUCAGGAAACUUUCUCCACUUAGCAGUCACAGCUUCUGAACUCAAGGCUGGAGACAACUUACCUGUCAAUUUCAACGUGAGAGGCAACAACCCACAAGUGCUGAAUCAGAUACAAUAUUUCACCUACAUAAUUUUGACUAAAGGGAAGAUUUUCAAGGUUGGGAGGCAGAUCAGGGCAGCUGGACAGAAUCUGUUGACCAUGUCUCUGCCCGUCACUCCGGCUCUCAUCCCUUCCUUCCGUAUUGUGGCUUAUUACCAACUGGGGAACAGUGAGAUCGUGGCUGACUCCGUCUGGGUGGACGUGAAGGAUACCUGUAUGGGAAAGCUGGUUGUGAAAGGCGCAACUGAACGAGACAAUCGAAUUCAUGAGCCAGGCACGCAAAUGAAAAUUAAAUUGGAAGGGGAUCCGAAUGCUCGAGUCGGUCUUGUGGCUGUGGACAAAGGAGUCUACGUCCUUAACAAGAAGCACAAGCUUACCCAAGCUAAGGUAUGGGACACAGUGGAAAAGAGUGACAUCGGCUGUACGGCUGGCAGUGGCGCGAACAAUAUGGGUGUGUUUGAAGAUGCUGGACUGGCCCUGGAGGCCAGCAAUAAGAUCUCCACGAAACAACGAUCAGAUCCAAAGUGCCCCCAGCCUGCAAGACGGAGACGUAGCUCCAUACAACUCAUUGAGACUAAGGCAAACAAAGUUGCUCUGUAUGAGGAUCGGGAGUUAAAAAAAUGCUGCGAAGAUGGCAUGCAUGAGAACCCCAUGGGGUACACCUGUGAAAAACGUGCACAAUACAUUGUGGAUCAGCCCGAGUGCCAAAGUGCCUUCCUUGAAUGUUGCCUCUACAUCAAAGGCAUCCGGGAUAACCUACAACGAGACGAAGUGCUGCAACUGGCAAGAAGCGAUUUUGAUGAUGAGUUCUUAUCGGAUGAACAGAUCAUAUCCAGGACUGAAUUUCCACACAGCUGGUUGUGGCAAACGGAACAGCUGACUGCAGCUCCAAAUGAGCAAGGGGUCUCAUCCAAGAUAGUGUCCUUUUACCUGAAGGAUUCGAUCACAACCUGGGAGGUGUUAGCUGUGAGCAUUUCAGACACAAAAGGGAUCUGCGUGGCUGAUCCUUAUGAGAUAACAGUAAUGAAGGACUUUUUCAUUGAUUUACGGCUGCCCUACUCGGUGGUGAGGAAUGAACAGGUGGAGAUUCGGGCUGUUCUCUACAACUAUGUAGAGCGGGAUAUCAGGGUGCGGGUGGAAUUCAUACACAACCCAGCCUUCUGCAGUGCUUCCACUGCCAAGCAACGAUACCAACAGGUGUUAAUUAUUAAAGCCCAGUCCUCCUUUGCUGUGCCAUUUGUGAUUGUUCCACUGGAGCUGGGAUUGCAUGACAUUGAGGUCAAAGCAGCUGUCUGGGGACAGUAUGUGUCUGAUGGCGUGAAGAAGCAGCUGAGGGUUGUGCCUGAAGGAAUACAGAGAAAGCUUGUGAAAGUUAUUGAACUGGAUCCGGUUACAAAAGGAGUCAAUGGAGUUCAGGAAGAGCAGGUCAUAGCUGAUAUGCUACAAAGUCUGGUUCCUGACACAGACGUUGACACCAAAGUCAGCGUCCAAGGGGACCCUGUGGCUCAGAUUGUUGAGGACUCAAUCGAUGGGAGCAAAUUGAAUCAUCUCAUCGUAACCCCUUCCGGCUGUGGGGAGCAGAACAUGAUCACCAUGACGCCAUCGGUUAUCGCCACCCUCUACCUUGACAACACAGGGCAGUGGGAGAAGAUUGGGGUGGAUCGCAGGCCUCUUGCAAUCAAGCAGAUCGAACAAGGCUACACCCAGCAGAUGGUGUACAAGAAAGCAGACAACUCCUAUGCUGCAUUUAAAGACCGCAAGGCUAGCACCUGGCUAACGGCAUAUGUCGUAAAGGUCUUUGCCAUGGCUUUCAAACUCGUGAAUACUGUUACCCAAGAAGUCCUGUGUGGAGGUGUGAAGUGGUUGAUUCUGGAGAGGCUAAAACCAGAUGGGAUUUUCCAUGAAGAGGCCCCUGUAAUCCAUGGAGAGAUGGUGGGAGGCUAUAAAGGUGCUGAACCAGAGGUGUCGUUAACAGCUUUCACCCUGAUUGCUUUGCUGGAGUCCAGAGAUAUCUGCAAGGAUCACGUCAAUAUUCUAGAUAGCAGCAUCACCAAAGCUGCUGCCUAUUUAUCCAGAAAGUAUGAGACAUUGGAAAGACCUUACACCACAGCCCUCACAGCCUACGCUUUGGCACUAGCUGGGCAGCUGAAUGAUGACAGGGUACUCAUGCAAGCAGCAACAGGUGGAAAUCGUUGGGAAGAAUACAAUGCUCGCACCUACAACAUCGAAGGCUCCUCCUACGCUCUGCUGGCCUUGCUGAAAAUGAAGAAAUUUGACAAUACUGGCGCCAUUGUCAAAUGGCUGACAGAGCAGAGGUAUUACGGGGGGACGUAUGGACAAACCCAGGCAACCAUAAUGGUGUUCCAAGCUCUUGCCCAGUAUGAAAUGGACAUCCCUACGCAUCAAGACCUGAACUUGGAUGUUUCUAUUAAAUUGCCAGGACGUCACGAUCCGGUCCGUUUCAGGAUUGACUAUAGCAGUGCCCUCAUAGCUCGGACAGCAGAGACCAAGAUCAACGAAGAUUUCAUUGUGGAAGCCUCAGGCCAAGGAAAAGCAACUAUGACUAUUGUGAGAGUAUAUAAUGAAAAGCCACGGAACGAUGUGUCUCUGUGCAAGAAUUUCCAUCUUGAAGUUACUGUUCAACCCAUCCAGCUGCCUGCAAAGCAGGCAAAGGGAUCCCAGGGAGCUGUCACUAUUAAAAUCUGCACCAGGUAUCUUGGUCAAGUUGAUGCCACAAUGACCAUUAUUGAUGUCUCCAUGCUCACUGGCUUUGCACCUGACACUGAAGACCUUAAGAGGCUUUCUGAAGGAGUUGACAGAUACAUCUCCAAGUUUGAAGUUGACAAUGUCAUGUCUGAAAGAGGGAACGUCAUCAUUUACUUGGACAAGCUCUCCCACAAGGAUGAUGAAUGUCUGCAAUUUAAAGCUCACCAAUUUUUUCAAGUUGGUCUCAUUCAACCAGCAUCAGUGAAGGUCUACAACUAUUACAAUCUAGAUGAACAGUGCAUGAAGUUCUACCAUCCAGACCAAGGAAGUGAUCUCCUCAGUAAGAUAUGCCAUGGUGAUGUUUGCCGAUGUGCAGAAGAAAGUUGCUCCUUGCUCAACAAGGUAGAGGAAGCCGUUGAUCUACAGAUACGAAUUGAAUUAGCCUGCAAGCCAACGGUGGAUUAUGUGUACAAAGCCAAGCUGCUUAGAAUAGAAGAAGAAGAGGGUGAUGACAACUAUAUCAUGGAAGUUUCGGAAAUUAUUAAAGAAGGGAGCGACUCAAAUCCACAAGCCAAGCCCCGCAAGUUUAUCAGUCAGUUGAAAUGCAGGCAAGCGCUGAAUCUGGAGCCGAACAAGGACUAUCUGAUCUGGGGCCCCAGUGCUGACAUGUGGCCCACAAAAACGGACACCAACUACAUCAUUAGCAAAGAUACUUGGAUUGAGAGAUGGCCGAAUGAUGAAGAAUGCCAGAUGGAAGAAUUCGAGAACCUGUGCAAUGACUUCCUCCAGUUCUCCAACUCACUGUCCAUUUUAGGCUGCCAGACCUAAUUGUAAAAGAGGCAUCUGAACAUGUGAUUCACAUUACGUGGGUUUUUGAGCCAUCCUCAGAAGUCUCUUUCCCUCCUGAAGUUCCAGCUUCCUUUAAUUUGUACUCUCCAAAUUGUUUAUAUAUAGAAAAUAAAGAAGUGAUUUCUUA
Molecule: messenger RNA, 5148 nt
Organism: Elgaria multicarinata webbii
Lineage: Eukaryota; Metazoa; Chordata; Lepidosauria; Squamata; Anguidae
Gene: C3
Product: complement C3
Exons: 40
Coding region: 39-5000 (1653 amino acids)
Biological process (GO): complement activation; inflammatory response
Cellular component (GO): extracellular region
Molecular function (GO): protein binding; endopeptidase inhibitor activity
Source: RefSeq, a predicted model, not a curated record